Molecule: messenger RNA, 2137 nt
Organism: Tarenaya hassleriana
Lineage: Eukaryota; Viridiplantae; Streptophyta; Magnoliopsida; Brassicales; Cleomaceae
Product: regulatory protein NPR5
Exons: 3
Coding region: 352-1794 (480 amino acids)
Biological process (GO): plant organ development
Molecular function (GO): protein binding
Source: RefSeq, a predicted model, not a curated record
AUUAUUCAUUUUCAUCCUCCCUUUUUUAAAUACCUAAGUCCCAUCCAGAUCUCUCUCUCUCCCUCUCGCUGGCCAAAAAGAAAAAAAAAAUCUUGUGAGCACGACGGAAUCCAUCAAACAUUAAAGAAUCUCUCUCCCUCUCUCUCUCUCUCUCUCUCUCUCUCUCCAGAGAAGAGGAAAAAGAGUGUGGCUUUCAUCUUCUUUCGGAUCUUCACAGAUCAAAGCUUGAACCUUUUUCGCCGGAAUAGUCCACCGGUUUCUCCUCCUCCUUCACCCAACGAAGACAAAAGCAACAAAGUUUUACCGGGGAAAAACCCUAAUUUUUGCGGCAGAAAAAAAAGUAUUUCAAUCAUGAGCAGUGUCGAAGAUUCCCUGCGAUCUAUGUCGUUGGAUUACCUGAACCUUCUAAUCAACGGCCAAGCUUUCUCCGACGUUACCUUCAGCGUGGAAGGCCGUCUCGUCCACGCCCACCGCUGCAUCCUCGCCGCAAGGAGCCUCUUCUUCCGCAAGUUCUUCUGCGGGCCCGACCCGCCUCCGCUCGAUCCGUCGGGAAUGACCCGACCCGGAUCCGGACCCGCCAGCCCGACCCGAACCGUCGGUGUGAUACCCGUGAACUCGGUGGGGUACGAGGUGUUCCUGCUUCUGCUUCAGUUUCUGUACAGCGGACAGGUGUCGAUCGUGCCGCAGAAGCACGAGCCGAGGCCGAAUUGCGGGGAGAGAGGGUGUUGGCACACGCAUUGCACCUCUGCCGUCGAUCUCGCCCUCGACACUCUCUCCGCCGCUCGUUACUUCGGCGUCGAACAGCUCGCCUUGCUCACUCAGAAACAAUUAGCAAGCAUGGUGGAGAAGGCCUCCAUUGAAGAUGUGAUGAAAGUGCUUGUAGCUUCAAGGAAGCAUGAUAUGCAUCAGCUAUGGGUCACCUGCUCUCACUUGGUCGCUAAAUCCGGCCUGCCUCCCGAAGUAUUGGCCAAGCAUCUUCCCAUCGACGUCGUCGCCAAGAUCGAGGAGAUUCGGCUAAAUUCUUCAAUGGGCCGGCGGUCCCUAAUGGCUAACCACCACCAUGACCUCUCCGCCACGCUAGACCUUGAGGACCAGAAGAUAAGGAGGAUGAGACGUGCAUUGGACUCAUCCGACGUCGAGCUCGUGAAACUGAUGGUGAUGGGCGAAGGGCUCAACCUGGACGAGUCGCUGGCUCUGCAUUACGCGGUGGAGAAUUGUAGCAGGGAAGUGGUCAAGGCCCUGCUCGAGCUAGGAGCCGCGGAAGUGAACUACCCGGCUGGACCCGCGGGUAAAACGCCUCUACACAUGGCGGCCGAGAUGGGUUUCCCCGACAUGGUGGCUGUCCUCCUCGACCACCAUGCAAACCCUAAUGUCCGGACGGUGGACGGUGGUAUAACGCCUCUAGACAUUCUAAGAGCCCUAACGUCGGAUUUCUUGUUCAAGGGGGCAGUUCCGGGAUUGACCCACAUUGAGCCGAACAAGCUCAGGCUUUGCCUCGAGUUGGUCCAGUCAGCAGCAAUGGUGAUUUCACGGGAAGAAGGGAAGAAUAACGAUACUAAUCCCGGUAUUUACCCGCCUAUGAACGACGAGCAUACAAGCGGUAGCAGCGGAGGUAGCAGCGGUCUUGGAAACUUGGUCCAUUUGGAUUCAAGAUUGGUUUAUCUCAAUCUCGGAGCUGCCAACUCCGGUCAGGUGGGUUCGAGUCAUGAUCACGAGGAAGAUCAUAGCAGUAGCCAGAGCAGGCAUCACCAUGAUCCAUCCAUGUAUCAUCAUCAUCAUCAUCAUCACUUCUAAGUCUCUAUUUUUUGCAUAUGGAGAUGUGGACAUGCAUAUAUCUGCAAACAAAACAUGCCAUGGGACAUGGGAGGUGAAUUAGAAAUGGCACGGUGGAGGAGUGCAAUACAAAGAGAGGUUAAAUGAAACAGGGUUAUGUUUAAUUAUAAUCCGAUUUUAGUCAUUAUUAUUUUCGCCAUAUAAUUCGAUCAUUUUGCAUUUCCUUCAACAUUUUUUUUUUGUUUUAAGGAUCAGAAAAUUGUAGAAGCGAAGGAGAAAAAGACCCGGGAGUUAUAUAAGGGGCAAUCUGUUUAUCAGUCUUAAUUAUAUAUGAUCACAAAUUGGAUACAGAGAUUUGAUAAUA